GGGAGCAGUUCCCAAUAAUACUCUUUAUAUCCUGCCCUCGGACCCGCUCGCACAAGGUUUGAUGAGUGGAAAAUGGUACCCGCGGUUCCCUGGGGGAUAAAGGGACAGGGAUGCUCCCGGCUCCCAGGGAACCGAGGAGGACGCAGCACCCUCACAGCAGACACGGAGGGGUCCCGCACCCUCGGUGGGAGCCGCCGAGCUCCUGAAUGGCAUCGCCGGAAGCGCUCCUCGCUGGGAAAGACCCUGGGAUUCGGCGGGAUGGGAUGUGCCAGGUCACUGGUCCAAGCCCUGCCGGAAUGGCGCUGGCUUCAAAGCAACCGGACGAGCUCAUGGAAGACGAACCAGCAGAAGGUGGAGCAGAUCCUGUCGGAGUUCCGGCUGAAGGAGGAGGACCUGAAGAAGGUGAUGUACCGGAUGCAAAAAGAGAUGGACCGAGGGCUAAAGCUGGAGACGCACGAGGAAGCCUCCGUCAAAAUGCUGCCCACCUACGUCCGCUCCACACCCGAGGGCUCAGAGGUUGGAGAUUUCCUGUCGCUGGACCUCGGUGGCACCAAUUUCCGAGUGAUGCUGGUGAAAGUGGGCGAGGGGGAGGAAGGGCAGUGGAAGGUGAAGACGAAGCACCAGAUGUACUCCAUCCCCGAGGAUGCCAUGACGGGGACGGCCGAGAUGCUCUUCGACUACAUCUCCGAGUGCAUCUCCGAUUUCCUGGACAAGCACCAGAUGAAGCACAAAAAGCUGCCCCUGGGCUUCACCUUCUCCUUCCCCGUGCGGCAUGAGGACAUCGACAAGGGCAUCCUCCUGAACUGGACCAAGGGCUUCAAAGCCUCCGGCGCUGAAGGGAACAACGUGGUUGGGCUCCUGAGAGACGCCAUCAAACGGCGAGGGGACUUCGAGAUGGAUGUGGUGGCGAUGGUGAACGACACGGUGGCCACGAUGAUCUCCUGCUACUACGAAGAUCACCGGUGCGAGGUUGGGAUGAUUGUGGGGACGGGCUGCAACGCCUGCUACAUGGAGGAGAUGCAGAACGUGGAGCUGGUGGAGGGCGACGAGGGGCGGAUGUGCGUCAACACGGAGUGGGGGGCCUUCGGCGCCUCGGGGGAGCUGGACGAGUUCCUCCUGGAGUACGACCGCGUGGUGGACGAGACCUCACUUAACCCCGGUCAGCAACUCUAUGAGAAGAUCAUCGGGGGGAAGUACAUGGGGGAGAUCGUCCGGCUGGUGCUGCUGAAGCUGGUGGACGAGAACCUGCUCUUCAACGGGGAGGCCUCCGAGAAGCUCAAGACCCGCGGGACCUUCGAGACCCGCUUCGUGUCACAGAUCGAGAGCGACUCCGGCGACCGCAAACAGAUCUACAACAUCCUGACGGCCUUCGAGCUGCUGCCCUCGGGGACGGACUGUGACAUCGUGCGGAUGGUCUGCGAGAGCGUCUCCACCCGCGCCGCCCAGAUGUGCUCGGCCGGGCUGGCCGGCGUCAUCAACCGCAUGCGGGAAAGCCGGAGCCAGGAGACCCUCAAAAUCACCGUGGGGGUCGACGGCUCCGUCUACAAGCUCCAUCCCAGCUUCAAGGACCGCUUCCACGCCACGGUUCGGCAGCUGACGCCCGGCUGCGACAUCACCUUCAUCCAGUCGGAGGAAGGCAGCGGGCGUGGGGCCGCGCUCAUCUCGGCCGUCGCCUGCAAAAUGGCCUGCAUGAUGGGGCAGUGAGAGAGGA
Messenger RNA from Grus americana (Whooping crane), 1711 nucleotides. It is a transcript of the gene GCK, whose product is annotated as glucokinase. The record is from RefSeq and is a predicted model, not a curated record. Gene Ontology annotation, biological process: intracellular glucose homeostasis; regulation of insulin secretion; glucose 6-phosphate metabolic process. The transcript is spliced from 10 exons. Gene Ontology annotation, molecular function: glucokinase activity; ATP binding; D-glucose binding. Lineage: Eukaryota; Metazoa; Chordata; Aves; Gruiformes; Gruidae. Gene Ontology annotation, cellular component: cytosol; mitochondrion. Bases 73 to 1704 code for a protein of 543 amino acids.